Messenger RNA from Recurvomyces mirabilis, 678 nucleotides. RefSeq lists its product as uncharacterized. Lineage: Eukaryota; Fungi; Ascomycota; Dothideomycetes; Mycosphaerellales; Teratosphaeriaceae. The coding region runs from base 1 to 678 and encodes 225 amino acids. The record is from RefSeq and is a predicted model, not a curated record. The transcript is spliced from 2 exons.
AUGUUCUCCUCGAUAUCAUCUCUGUUGGUCGCAAGCAUAUAUCUAGCUCUCAGCGCACAAGCUCUACCAAGACCGCAAGCGACAUACUCUGUCGUGGAUGUCGACGGCAGCGCAAGCAGCACAAGCUCCGCCUCAUCCGCCACAAUUGUUUACGAGACGAUAUCAGUCACAGCACCUUCGGCACCUCAACCAACAGUCGAGAAGACCAUCUCUGUCACGAUAAUCGCAACACCCAGCACAACUUCGUCAAGCAAAGCGGCUUCUUCGACCAUUUCAAGCUCGAGUCCAAGCACAGUAACGCUCGUCAGCUUAACGACAAGCAUAUCAACGACAUCGAUAGAAUCUGUCUCAACAACCACAGUCUCGGUCGCCGGACCAGCUCAGCCGUACACUGUCACAGCUUUGCCAUCCGCUGCAUACAGCAACAGCAGCUCCUCCACCAAGACGAGCUCCUCAACACCAGCCACAACAUCAACAUCCGCCAGCAUUGCCCAGGCAACGACUAUUCUGAGCACUUUUGCCACCUCGACCAUUCCCACGACUGUCACCGUUGCAUCUAUUACUACGGCGACACCUUCCGCAUCUUCGACAUCCUACUAUGAUGAUGGAAUGUGGCAUACUUCAUACCCAUAUACGAAACCUGCUGUCUGGAAUUCUACGACCAAUGCUCUGCAUUGA